Molecule: messenger RNA, 2475 nt
Organism: Arachis stenosperma
Lineage: Eukaryota; Viridiplantae; Streptophyta; Magnoliopsida; Fabales; Fabaceae
Product: polygalacturonate 4-alpha-galacturonosyltransferase-like
Exons: 10
Coding region: 98-2104 (668 amino acids)
Molecular function (GO): polygalacturonate 4-alpha-galacturonosyltransferase activity
Source: RefSeq, a predicted model, not a curated record
UCUAUCACUUUCUCUCUCUAGAUGCCACUUUCUCUCUCUUCCCAGCUUCUCCCAUUCUUCUUCUUCUUCUUCGUCUGAUCCUUACAAGCAAGCAACAAUGGCGUCCACCAACAGCGGGAACAAGGGAUCACGUUUCCCACUUCUCGCGUUCCUUCUCAUCUGCCUCCUCGCUCCUCUCCUCUUCUUCUUCUUCUUCUCCAGAGGCCUUCACAAUGCUCCCGAUCAAGAUGUUAUGUCAACCGUUCCUAGUAAACAGGUUGCCAAAUGGACAGAAUGGCAGACACUGCAGGACCUUAAAUUGUAUUUUUCAAAAGAGGCUCUUGAUGUUAUUGUAUCGAGCACAGAUGAUUUGGGUCCUUUGAGCCUUGAGAAUUUCAAAAAAAAUAAUUUGUUACCUUCAUGGAGAAUCACUGGGUUAAAGACUUCAAAUGCUACCUAUGAGCUAAACCAACCAACAACACAUGGUGUACAGGAAAAACAAGAGGCGAAGGAACGCAGAUCUUCAGUUGGUCUUGAUCAAUGGACUCUUAGUCCUGUCCACUUAUCCAGAAGGCACUUAAUAGAGAAAAGGAAGGAAAAACGUGCUGCUGAGUUGGUGAAACUGGAGGAUGAAGUAAUUGUAAAACUUGAAGAUUCAGCUAUUGAACGCUCAAAGACAGUAGAUUCAGCAGUUUUAGGUAAAUACAACAUGUGGAGGAAAGAAAAUGACAAUGAAAAUGCUGAUUCUACUAUUCGGUUGAUUCGAGACCAAAUUGUUAUGGCUAGAGUGUAUUUGAGCCUUGCAAAGAUGAAGAACAAGCUUGACCUGUACCAAGAGCUGCAAAAUCGGAUUGGAGAGAGUCAGCAUGAUUUAGGUGAGGCAACUGCUGAUGCUGAUCUACCUAAAAGUGCACAUGAAAAAAUCAAAGCUAUGGGUCAAGUCCUGUCUAAAGCAAAAGAUCAAUUGUAUGACUGCAAGUUGGUCACUGGGAAAUUGAGGGCAAUGCUACAAACAGCUGAUGAGCAAGUUAGGGGCCUGAAAAAGCAAAGUACAUUCCUCAGUCAGUUGGCUGCCAAGACCAUACCUGAUGGAAUCCACUGCUUAUCGAUGCGCCUUACCAUUGAUUAUUACCUCCUUUCUCCUGAAAAGAGAAAGUUUCCUAAGAGUGAGAAUUUGGAGAAUCCUAAUCUUUAUCAUUAUGCCCUUUUCUCAGACAAUGUCUUGGCUGCAUCAGUGGUUGUCAACUCAGCUAUUAUGAAUGCAAAGGAUCCUUCAAAGCAUGUUUUUCAUCUUGUUACUGAUAAGCUAAAUUUCGGAGCCAUGAACAUGUGGUUUUUGUUGAACCCUCCUGGAAAAGCUACUAUCCAUGUUGAAAAUGUUGAUGAAUUUAAGUGGUUGAAUUCAUCUUAUUGCCCUGUCUUGAGGCAGCUCGAAUCUGCAACAAUGAAAGAGUAUUAUUUCAAGGCAGGCCAUCCAACAUCCGGUGGUUCCUCUAAUCUGAAGUACAGAAACCCGAAAUAUCUCUCAAUGCUCAACCAUCUUAGGUUCUAUCUUCCGCAAGUUUAUCCAAAAUUGGAUAAGAUUCUUUUUCUUGAUGAUGACAUUAUUGUCCAGAAGGAUUUGACAGGAUUAUGGGCCGUGAAUCUUCAUGGAAAAGUAAAUGGUGCCGUUGAAACAUGUGGGGAGAGUUUUCACCGUUUCGACAAGUAUCUUAACUUUUCGAAUCCUCAUAUUGCGAAAAAUUUUGAUCCCAAUGCCUGUGGUUGGGCUUAUGGAAUGAACAUGUUUGAUUUAAAGGAGUGGAAAAAGAAGGAUAUUACCGGCAUAUAUCACAAGUGGCAGAAUAUGAAUGAAGAUAGGGUGCUAUGGAAGCUGGGGACAUUACCUCCAGGUCUAAUGACAUUCUAUGGAUUGACGCAUCCACUAAACAAAUCAUGGCACGUACUUGGUUUAGGUUACAAUCCGAGUGUAGAUAAAUCUGAGAUCGACAAUGCGGCAGUUAUUCACUACAAUGGUAAUAUGAAGCCAUGGCUAGAGAUAGCCAUGACAAAAUACCGGUCGUAUUGGACCAAAUAUGUCAAGUAUGAUCAUCCCUAUCUUAGAAACUGUAAGCUAACUGAAUGAUCUUGAUAACUAAGUAUAGGGAGUACCCUUUUUUCCCCCCUCAUCCCUUUACACUUUCUAGCUUUGGCAAUUUCAAUUUGAAGUGCCUUACUAGAAUGAUCAAAAUUUGUCUUGGAAGGGAUAUGGUCAUUGCUUGUGUUGUAUUUACCCCUAUAUCUCUUUCCCACUUCAUUGAUAUUUGUUCUUUUUUUGGCCUUAACAUUCAUUUAAUUUGUUCACACUACCCUCACUAGUUUCAAAUGCAAGGUACAUAAAACAGUAUACCUUGUUUACCAGAAAUUAGAGAAAAAAAGCUCUUCAUUGUACAAUACUUCUGAUGCUAAAGACUGGACCACAAAUUGAAUAACAAUUUUUAUGUAUUCUUUCAAUAA